Anolis carolinensis (green anole) is the source of this 3184-nucleotide messenger RNA. It is a transcript of the gene necap1, whose product is annotated as NECAP endocytosis associated 1. Gene Ontology annotation, biological process: endocytosis. The transcript is spliced from 8 exons. The record is from RefSeq and is a predicted model, not a curated record. Gene Ontology annotation, cellular component: membrane; clathrin vesicle coat. The coding region runs from base 196 to 1080 and encodes 294 amino acids. NCBI's taxonomy places the organism in Eukaryota, Metazoa, Chordata, Lepidosauria, Squamata, Anolidae.
CAUAAGCGCACCGUGCGCUUGGGCUGCGUCAGGCCGUGCCAGGGGCCAAGAUGGCCGCCGCCAAGAUUUCGGCGGCGUCGUUCCCGCCUGGCUCUUCUUGCCCUGAACAAAGGUGGCGGUCGGAAGUGCGCGGUGGCUGCUUUGCCUCCUUCCCGUCCUCCCUCGCCUUCUGCCUGCCGACUGGGAGCUGAGAGGAUGGCGGCGGGAACAGUAGCAGCAGCAGCACCAGGAGGGGCGAACGAGGUGGAGUACGAGUCCAUCCUCUGCGUGAAGCCCGACAUCAGCGUCUACAGGAUCCCCCCGCGGGCCUCCAAUCGGGGCUACAGGGCCUCUGACUGGAAACUGGAUCAGCCAGAUUGGACAGGACGACUCCGCAUCACCUCCAAAGGCAAAAUUGCCUAUAUAAAACUAGAAGACAAAGUUUCAGGAGAGCUUUUUGCCCAAGCUCCAAUAGAUCAAUAUCCUGGCAUUGCUGUGGAGACGGUGACUGAUUCCAGCCGGUACUUUGUCAUCCGGAUUCAAGAUGGCAAUGGACGAAGUGCUUUUAUCGGCAUUGGCUUUGGAGACAGAGGGGAUGCCUUUGACUUCAAUGUGUCCCUGCAGGAUCAUUUCAAGUGGGUGAAACAAGAGUCAGAAAUCUCCAAGGAAUCACAGGAGACAGACAAUCGUCCCAAGCUUGACCUCGGUUUUAAGGAAGGACAGACUAUUAAAUUAAACAUUGGGAAUAUGCCAACCAAAAGAAGUGGGCAACCCAAGCCGCGCCCAACUGGAUCAGGAGGACUAAGCCUGCUCCCGCCUCCUCCUGGGGGCAAAAUUGUGUCUCCUCCUGUCCCUCCUCCUUCCUCGACUGCCAUUUCUAAUCAUGUGACACCUCCACCAGUGUUGAAAUCCAGCACAGUAGGUGACACAGCAUCAGAUAUUCUGCUAGACUUUGACUUGCCGCAUCCUGUUUCAAAUGUCUCUGUGCCUGCCGUGGUUCCAACCACUACAGACUUGUGGGGAGACUUCAACACUGCAUCAAGCUCCCAGCCAAUCUUCUCAGCCACCCGAUUGGGUCCAGUUCUGAAGAAUCUGAGUUAAAGAAAUAAGAAUGGACCAAUAAUCAAGGCUCAAGGGGAUCCACAUCAGAUGGGCAUGAGCUGAUGCCCUUAGCUCCUCCAUCAGAACAUAAUUUUUGGACAAUCCUCCUUUUUUGUUUUGUUUUUGUUUUUAAUGUCUGCAUUUCCAUUGGUACACAUAGUUUUCUCUCAUGGAACAGGACUGCAAAAACUUUAGAGGAAAUGCCCUGUGAUAAUGUUAGAAGAACGGGAGAGGGGAGAGUGUACCUCCUGCUUCGUAAUUGUCACUGUGGUAAGAAAAAAAACAGAUGCUGUGUUGGUUAGGAGAAGGCUGACCAGACUUGGGGUUUCUAGCAGAACUUGGUCCCUUUCUGUUCUCCUUUUCUAGCAUGGCAGGAAUGAUCAUGGCAGGGAGCCUGCAGGCAAUAGGGAACCUUGACAAUUAUAUUUGAUCCUUGUUUUUGUGUAGUAAACAAGGUGGGAAAAGAAAAGCCAUUCCUAAAGAAGUAAUCCUGAAGUUGCCUUCUCUCUUUGGGAAAGGUUGCUUUGUCAUUGUCCUUUGAUGAUGGAACUAAUUUAACCCUUCCUCAGAUGUUAUUUCCCCCUUAUCUGUACAAGGGAAAUGGUAACCAGUCUGUGUAUCAACCUAUGUAUGGUGCAGUUUGACUUAGCUCACCCUUGUUUCAUUCUGAAUGCACACUACAAAUCUCCCUGAUUCCCCCACCUUCCCGGCAAUGAAGGUAACUUAGCAAUUAUUUAAAACUGGAAAUGUGUAAAAAAAAAUACUUUAAUACCCCUAGAACAUGUAACCCCACCCCCUUGCCUUCCAUCUUCACAUAGAACAAUAAUAGAACACUUUGGGUUCUUCUAGAAAUCCUCUGAGGGGGUUGUGUGGAUUAGCACUGACUCUUGACACCAGUUUUAUGUAUAUUUUGACACUUUAGAUAUAAUCACAAUGUGAAAGCAGCCCAGGCACUUAAUUGUCUGUUUGUUGCCAAUGGAAAGCUGCCACUACCUAUCUGACCAAGGCAGGCAAAAUGCCACUGCGGAUUUCCAAAAAUACAUUUCAGAGCUUGAGAGAACUAACAUUUGUACUUUCUGGUCAGCAUGUUUACUUCCUUUAUACACUUAUUAUCUCUUCCUAGCAAGUGUUAGUGAAAAGCGAAGUAUCUCAUUACUUACGCUGUGAAUCAUCUUUUCCUCCAGCUGUUUGGAUGGUUAGGAAGGCAUACCCUUGAUGUUAUUCCUACAUUGCUCUCUGGGUAAAACAACAAAACAACAAUUGCUUUGUGUGACUCUUGAAAAGUAUUGCUAAACACUCAAGAUUUGUAAGUUUCACAGUAGGUGUUCUUUGGUCAUUCCAAUAGGUGGAAGCAGUAAUCUUUCAUAUCAGCUAGAGGUCUGCAUUUAUACACAGUCACACAGCUGGUAUGAGCCCAGGGCUUGGUGCUUUUAGAUCUGUGAGGCUAAAUUAGAGCAUAUCUGAGUGGUCUCAUCGCAUUUCCCCUUUGCUCAUGGCCCUGCAAAUCUUGAACAUUUCUGCAGAUUAAUACCAGUACAGCAGGGGGAGACCUGGUCCACUAGUAACUGGGAAGUAGAGCCGUAUAAAAAGUUCUGAGAAGUUAUAUGCAUAUCUUACCAAUUUGAAACAUCUGCUGGGAUUUGCUUUCUAAGGUUGUAAACGCUUUAAAUCUCAGUUAUUCAUCAUCUUGACACCACUACUACUUUAUUUCUCAGCUGAUCUACAGCUAAACGUAUUUUUGAGUUUUCAUUAUUUCACUCUCGGUUGCUUGUGAAUUGUUUUCCUUCCUCUCUUCGAUGUGCAAUGUUGUAUAAACCAGACCAGGGAAUCUGCAGUCUGGCUGAAUAUUCUGUAUGAGUGGCAGGUCCUAUCGUUUCAAUCACUCUGUGUCCAGACCUCAAGGAGUUAGAUAACAAUCUGAAGAGACUUACUAGGAGCUUCUCCCUCUGUUUCCUUUUUUGUUUUUUACAGCUAGUAUUGUCAAGAUAAUAUAUUAUGUACUGGCAAAAACUGAAAUAAAUUUCAUUUAUAUGUAUAUGAUGCAUAAGAUGUACUGGUUCAAUAACAGCAAAUAAAAUCAAGAAUAUAAUUGCAAAAAGCAUAA